Messenger RNA from Anastrepha obliqua, 486 nucleotides. RefSeq names its product NPC intracellular cholesterol transporter 2 (gene Npc2d). Bases 1 to 486 code for a protein of 161 amino acids. The record is from RefSeq and is a predicted model, not a curated record. The transcript is spliced from 3 exons. Gene Ontology annotation, biological process: intracellular cholesterol transport. NCBI's taxonomy places the organism in Eukaryota, Metazoa, Arthropoda, Insecta, Diptera, Tephritidae. Gene Ontology annotation, molecular function: sterol binding.
AUGUGGAGGAAAUUCGGUGUACUAUCGCUCAUCCUGGUCAUCGCCGUUGCCACCGAUGUUAAUCAAUGUUCUGACAAUAAACCCUUUCCCAUGGCUGUGCGUGUGCUGAAUUGCGAAACACAGCCGUGCGAUGUUUACAAAGGUUCUGAGAUGACAUUCGAGAUCGACUUCUAUGUGGAUAAAUUUGUAACGAAGUUGACAACUUUGGUAAGUGCCACCACCUUGGGCAUAACCGUGCCAUAUCAGCUGCCCGAUGAUGUACGCGAUGUUUGCUCGAACCUAAUGUACGGCGCUUACUGCCCUCUCUACGCCACGGAGGAUGUUACCUAUCUCUUUAAAUUUCCUAUUGCCAAUUAUCCAGAAGUUAGCGCUAGAGUGGAGAUUAAUGUCGUUGAUCAGGAUAAUGAAGUGGCCACCUGUUUCGUGUGUAGCAUAAAGGUGAAAAAAGCUAACGGUAACAGCACAGUUUACGAAAUUGAAGAUUGA